Symbiodinium natans is the source of this 690-nucleotide messenger RNA. NCBI's taxonomy places the organism in Eukaryota, Dinophyceae, Suessiales, Symbiodiniaceae. The record is from the annotation of a GenBank genome assembly.
AUGCCGAUGGAGUUCGGCUUCUCUGCCGAUGAUUUUCAGGGAGAUGAUUGGUGGGCGCCAGAGUGGCUAUUGAAGAAGCUGCAGGCCCUGGAGGACCAGUUAAGCCUGCAGGGAGUUGGAUUUGGUGCCGCCUUGCUGAUGGCUGCAUCCCCCUUUUCGGGUGUGGUCAAGGUGCUGGUGGAUCAAGCGCAGCUUGCCCAAGACGGCGCAGGCCCGCGCAGCCAUGCAGAAGCGCCAGGAGCACUCGCCAGAACGCCCCCUGUGGACAACGACACGCGCCAGCCCGCACAGCUCAUGAAGAGGUUUUCGUUGGAGGCCCUGGCAAGGGAGUUGCAGUUGCCGAAGGCAAAGCGCAUGAGCGUUUGGAAGCUCCGAGCGCGUUUGAUGGAAAUCCCACUGCCCGAGGACCCAGAAGAAAGAUUGGAGUGGUUGCACGUACUUUACGGCUAUACCAAAUGCAAGGAGGACCCAAAGUGGACUUCUCUGCCUCCAAGGCCGGUUUCAGGCGAGGGGGCAGCUUUCCUCCAGGAGCUGAUGGAGCAUCGGGGCAAGCCGCUGGCGUGGCGCAAGAGUACUUGGCGGGCCCUCUGUCUGCGCUGUCACCCGGACAAGAACCAGGACAGAGAGGCCGCCACGCGCACAUUCCAGGAGCUCUCGGAACUGAAGCCAUGGUUCUUGCCCGACGUGUGA